Rasamsonia emersonii CBS 393.64 is the source of this 990-nucleotide messenger RNA. RefSeq lists its product as uncharacterized. The transcript has a single exon. The record is from RefSeq and is a predicted model, not a curated record. The coding region runs from base 1 to 990 and encodes 329 amino acids. NCBI's taxonomy places the organism in Eukaryota, Fungi, Ascomycota, Eurotiomycetes, Eurotiales, Trichocomaceae.
AUGGCCUUGCAACCACACCGCUCCUUACUCACGCCGAUCGAGCAGCUGCCUCCGUAUUCCCCUUCCCCGCGAGAGCUCGACUGGGAAACAUCUUCCAUCCGUUCGACUGCUCCAUCUUACGUCUCAGCUGCUCCGUCAUACCGCUCGACCGUUCCUCCAUGUCAUAACUCCUUGACAGAGCAGCCCGCCGGAAACUGCUCCAGUCGAAUUCGACCGGAUCAUUCCUCUCAGCCAUAUACAAAUGGCGGUGCUGGUGUCUACCAUCGAAGCUCAUCUCGUACUUUGGGUAGUAGCGUGUCUAAUUCACACUUGGAUCAUUCCCUCUACAAUAUUGUGAAAUGGGUGCCUGUCACAGAGGGAAUGCAAGCGCGGCAUUACCACAAUGUCGCCAAGAGACGCGCGACUGAAGCCUCGACGGGGUUAGACCUUGUUAGGAGUGUAUCGCCCCGUCUUCACCGUCAUUCUUCUUCCAUCGUUGAAACCGGCAGGGCGGACUCUUCUCGAGGUCAUCUCACGUCACUAUCAUCACCACAAUCAUCGUCAUUUUCCUCUGAACCUUCUUCUUCUUUCCAACCAAGCCCUUCUGCAGGAUUUUCGGAGUCGCAGACCUCUCGCUGGACAACACCUUCUCCCCUAGCAGAGGAGAAGGCAUUCAUGCAAGAAGAGUCCAAGUCAUGGGACUUCAUGACUUCGGAGAUGGCAGACUGGCAACGGCGAAAGCGAGAACGAGAGAGGAGCAAGAAAGAUGAGCCCUCCGCAACAACAGAUCUUCAACAACAGGUCAUUUCUGGGCGCGUUGCCAUGGUUGCUCAUCACAGUCAGGGAAGAACUACCACCACCGGCAGUAGGUCUUCCUACACUGCAGCGAAUUCUUCAGAUCCCGACGACGGGGGUAACGAACAAGGCUCUCCUGUAUCGUCGUCGUCAAAUCUGACGAAAAAGUUGAAGAAAAGAGUCAGUGAGCUUGUCUUGUCAUUGAGAGCUAGCUAG